Messenger RNA from Morus notabilis, 1988 nucleotides. Its product is annotated as auxin transporter-like protein 2. The transcript is spliced from 8 exons. Gene Ontology annotation, cellular component: plasma membrane. NCBI's taxonomy places the organism in Eukaryota, Viridiplantae, Streptophyta, Magnoliopsida, Rosales, Moraceae. The record is from RefSeq and is a predicted model, not a curated record. Bases 227 to 1711 code for a protein of 494 amino acids.
CUAAAAUACCUUUCAAACACAGCCUUUGCCAGCCUUCGAGAACCCGUCGUGUCUAUAUACCAUUCUCCAAGCCCCUUCUUCACACUCAUUCCGAAUAUCUCACUCUCUCUUCCUUAUAUAUACACACACACAUCACAGACACCCAACAAUAUUAUUCACCAUUGUAGUGGAAACAACUUAGCUAGAGAGAGAAAGUGAGAGAGAGAGAGAAGAGAGAGAGUGAGUUAUGGCGUCGGCCGACAAGGCGGUGGAGACUGUGAUAGUGGGGAAUUAUGUGGAGAUGGAGACUGAGGGGAAGCCAAACGACAUGAAAACAAGACUCUCCAAGUUCUUUUGGCAUGGCGGUUCUGUCUAUGAUGCUUGGUUUAGCUGUGCUUCAAACCAGGUGGCGCAAGUUCUGUUGACGUUGCCAUAUUCAUUUUCCCAGCUGGGAAUGCUUUCUGGAAUACUCUUUCAGCUCUUCUAUGGCGUGCUGGGAAGCUGGACAGCUUAUCUCAUUAGCAUACUCUACGUUGAGUACAGAACCAGAAAAGAAAGAGAAAAAGUUGAUUUCAGAAACCAUGUUAUCCAGUGGUUUGAAGUUCUUGAUGGGCUCCUUGGAAAACACUGGAGGAACGUGGGUUUGGCGUUUAACUGUACAUUUCUUCUGUUUGGAUCUGUCAUUCAACUAAUAGCUUGUGCGAGCAACAUAUACUACAUAAACGAUAAUCUGGACAAGAGGACUUGGACUUAUAUCUUCGGAGCUUGCUGUGCCACCACAGUCUUUAUUCCUUCGUUCCACAACUACAGAGUCUGGUCGUUUUUGGGCCUCUUGAUGACCACUUACACCGCUUGGUACCUCACUGUCGCUUCCCUACUCCAUGGUCAGAUUGAGGGAGUUAAGCACUCUGGGCCAACCAAGUUGGUGCUAUACUUCACCGGGGCCACAAACAUUCUCUACACAUUCGGGGGACAUGCCGUCACUGUGGAAAUCAUGCACGCUAUGUGGAAGCCCCAGAAGUUCAAGGCCAUAUACUUGCUAGCUACCCUGUAUGUGCUGACACUGACACUUCCGUCCGCUUCAGCUGUUUAUUGGGCAUUUGGAGACAUGCUUCUCAACCACUCCAACGCCUUUUCUCUGCUCCCAAAAUCCCCCUUCAGAGACAUGGCUGUCAUUUUAAUGCUUAUCCACCAGUUUAUUACAUUUGGGUUUGCAUGCACACCAUUAUACUUUGUGUGGGAGAAAGCGAUUGGAAUGCACGAGUGCAAGAGCUUGUGCAAGCGUGCGGCGGCGAGAUUGCCUGUGGUCAUCCCCAUCUGGUUCUUGGCCAUCAUCUUCCCUUUCUUUGGUCCCAUCAACUCCACCGUCGGAUCGCUCCUCGUCAGCUUCACCGUCUACAUUAUCCCCGCCCUGGCCUACAUCUUCACCUUCAAAUCAGCCGCUGCCAGAGAGAAUGCUGUGGAGCAGCCACCAAGGUACUUCGGAGGAUGGGUCGGGACGUACGUGAUCAACGGGUUUGUAGUGGCGUGGGUCCUAGUGGUGGGGUUUGGAUUCGGUGGUUGGGCGAGCAUGACAAACUUCAUACACCAGAUUGACACGUUCGGGCUUUUCACCAAGUGUUACCAAUGCCUUCCUCCACCGCCCGCAGGCGCGGCGGCCCCUCGGCUCCUCAAUGCCACGGCAGCACCUCCUCCACAGCACCACCCUCAAUUCCACUCUCACCGCCCUUGACUUGUUCCGUACGGUGGACCCCACCUGAUUAUAUAAUGCCUCUUCAAACUAUGCUUGUUAGAACUAAUUGGACCUUAGAGAGGGACAAGUCAAAGACAGAUCUUAUAAAUUAAACUCCUUCAUGUGAUUUUAAUCUGUCUUUUGGCUAAUACUAUUUCCACCCAAGAUUAUUUCACUUUCUUUUUUAAUUUCUUUUUUCCUCCUAUGUAUCUUUCUUCCCUGUCUUUCCAAAGCAGCUUAGGUUUUUUUGUUGUGAUAUCCCAAGUGGGCAAAAAAA